Aedes albopictus (Asian tiger mosquito) is the source of this 1863-nucleotide messenger RNA. RefSeq lists its product as uncharacterized. The transcript has 3 exons. Lineage: Eukaryota; Metazoa; Arthropoda; Insecta; Diptera; Culicidae. The record is from RefSeq and is a predicted model, not a curated record. Bases 1 to 1863 code for a protein of 620 amino acids.
AUGGCCACUACGACGGGAACUGAAGGAGCAGUAUCCGGAUCCACCGCGGGUGUCGGAUCGGCUGCUGGUGCGAGUACGGGAUCGGUUGCCGGUGCCGGCGGCGGAGCAGGAGCUGCCCAUGGUGUUUUUCCAUUUGCUGGUAUGCAGUCCUCGUUCAUCAUCGACCCGUUCGACCGUCACAAAAUGAAAUGGUCGAAAUGGGUAGAGCGGCUGGAGGGGGCGUUCAACUUGUUUGGUGUGCAACCGGAUUCCCGACUGUUUCUGCUGCUGCACUUUAUGGGCGGAGAAACGUAUGACAUUUUGUACGAUAAACUGGCACCCGAGAAACCCCUGGCCAAGUUCGCAGGGAUUCAGAUUCGGUGCCAAGGGGAUGACCGUCCAGAUGAAUCCAUCGACGAGUACCUGAUCGCCCUACGGAAGCUAGUCAUUACGUGCAAGUUUGGCGAUUACCUUAACACGGCGUUACGCAACCAAUUCGUUUUUGGACUCAAGGACCGGACGAUUCAAGCUCGUUUGUUGGAAGUACGAAACCUGACUUUGAUCCGGGCUCGAGACAUGGCGGUUUCCAUGGAACUAUCUUCCAAGGGAGGAAGAGAGAUCCAAUCCAAGCAGGACAGACCGGACGUCAACUUGGUAGAUCGUCAGAGGAGCUACAAAGUGCAGAGAGUGUGCCUAAAGGCGAAGAAAACCGUAAAGAGUGCUAAUUCUUCUGCGCAUUUGUUGGAGGAGGAUUCCACGGCGGAUUCGAACGAGAACGAGGUCGUUACGCUGGAGGAAUUGUGCAAACUGGAUGCAGUUGCCGAGUCCCUCGGCUCCAAGUUCUGGCUGGACGUCAAGGUGGACGGAAAGGAGGUACGCUUCGAAGUUGAUAUGGGAGCUCCUGUUUCGAUGAUCAACGUAGAUGACCACCGGAGAUUUUUCGGCGGCAAGAAGCUACACCCGCCGAAUAUGGAGCUCGUUAGUUUCUGCAAUACGAACAUCGGUAUCGAGGGAAUGCUGGACGUUGCUGUGGGAUACGGGGCUGAAAGAGUGUCACUACCUUUGUACAUUACAAGCAUGAGGAAAAACCCACUGCUGGGCCGUCAAUGGAUGCGAAGGUUGCGGAUUGAUCUUAACGAUGUGGCCUAUUCGGAUGUUCAUGCACUUGCUGCUGCUGCUGUUCCGGUUCCGGAAAGGGUAAAUACCAAACUGCCGAAGGUUCCUGCAACGAUAGCUGCUGCUACAUCGAUUCCGGAGCGUGUUCCUGCUGAACUACCGAAAGUUUAUACUGCUGAUGUCAAAGCGCUGGUACAGAGGAACGCGAAUCUCUACGACGACUCUAUCGGGAAGAUUACCGUUCCAGUUUACAUCAAGGCACGACCGGUGCCGUUUUCUCUUCGUGUUGCUGUUGAACAGGAGUUGGAAAAGCUGGUGAAGGAUGGUGUCCUAGAUAAGGUCAACCACAGUGCGUGGGCCACGCUCGUAGUGCCGGUGAUGAAGGCCAACAAUCGGGUAAGAUUGUAUGGCGACUAUAAAAUCACAGUCAACCCAAACUUGGUCGUCGACGAACACCCGCUGCCUACUAUGAAGGAACUAUUUGCCAACGUUGCCGGAGGAGAUAAAUUUUCAAAGAUUGACCUAACCGUGGACCUAACUCAAGCCUAUCUACAGCUUGAAGUUGAGGAAGAGGAUCGUGAGGUAUUGACUCUGAGUACGCAUAAGGGUCUGUACCGGCCAACGCUCUUGGUGUACGGGGUCGCGUCUGCACCAGCGAUAUGGCAACGGUUGAUGGAGGAGAUUUUGAGCGGAAUACCGGGCGUUACUGUAUUUCUCGAUGAUAUUCGUGUUACGGGCCCCAAUGAUCAAGAGCUUUGCGCCGACUGA